Messenger RNA from Pollicipes pollicipes, 998 nucleotides. RefSeq names its product glutathione peroxidase 1. Bases 300 to 731 code for a protein of 143 amino acids. The record is from RefSeq and is a predicted model, not a curated record. Gene Ontology annotation, biological process: response to oxidative stress. Gene Ontology annotation, molecular function: glutathione peroxidase activity. Lineage: Eukaryota; Metazoa; Arthropoda; Thecostraca; Pollicipedomorpha; Pollicipedidae. The transcript has 5 exons.
CCACCGACGAGGGUCGGACCGCCUGACGCCCGGCAGCUGUGUGAGCGCCGAUAGCGCCUGUGUCGAUAGUCAUGGCGGCCGUGGGGGUGAUGGCAGGCUACGGCCGGGUCACACGCACUCUGUUGAGGAGCGUCGCGGCGAGAACGUCCUCCACGAUGGCAGCUCCCGGCAACUUCUACGACUUGGAAGCCACCGACCUGGAUGGUCAAAAGGUCGGCUUCGGCAAGUACAAGGGGAAGGUGGUGCUCAUCCAGAACACCGCCUCCCUCUGAGGCACAACCACUCGGGACUACACCCAGAUGAACCUACUCAUCAAGCGGUUCGGUCCCGAGAAGCUGGCUGUGCUGGCUUUCCCCUGCAACCAGUUCGGUCACCAGGAAAACGCCGAGAAUGAGGAGAUCAAGAGCGCUCUGCGCUAUGUGCGGCCCGGUAACAACUUCGAGCCCCUCUGCGAGAUGUUCGCCAAGGUCGAGGUCAACGGUUCGAACACACACCCCGUAUUCAAGUACCUGAAGUCAGCGCUGCCGCUGCCGGCCGACGACCCGACCGCGCUGCUGGCCGACCCCCGGCUGGUGAUCUGGGCGCCGUUAGAGCGCAGCGACAUCGCCUGGAACUUCGAGAAGUUCCUCAUCGGGCCCGACGGCAAGCCGUUCCGAAGGUACAGCAAGAAGUUCGAGACCAUCCACAUUGAGGAGGACAUCAAGACCCUCGUGAACCAGCGGGGCAAGUGAGCGAUCCACCGGACGCCAGCCCCGGCGCCGGCCGCUUGGCCGCGGUUCCUUGCGUGGCCGCAUGACGGCGCCACUGUAAACACCUCCGGUGGGGGUGGCGCCUGAUGUAGGGGCAGCGCGCGGAGCCGCGGUCAGCGGCCGGCCGUCCGGGGCUUCCGGGGAUCGAGAGUGAGCAGCUGCGACCUGCCCGGUCGGUGUGUGCGCGCGUGUGUGUGUUCUGUGAGUGUCGCCUGCGAGCUAACUGCCAAAUGCAAACAGCAACGGGAU